Molecule: messenger RNA, 1426 nt
Organism: Oppiella nova
Lineage: Eukaryota; Metazoa; Arthropoda; Arachnida; Sarcoptiformes; Oppiidae
Source: the annotation of a GenBank genome assembly
AAUUGAAGUCAUUCUAAGUGUAUGUCUUUAGUGUCACUUCCAGUCCUCGAGUGAUAGGUUAUCCAAAGAGUGAAUUGUAUCCAAAGAGAAAUAUCUCUCAAUUAUGAGUUGUGGGUUAAGAGUAGGCCUUAAGUCUAGAAUAAGUCUCUCUGAAAUGCUUGUAACCGAAAACGAGGAUAACUCGAGUUUUGCCUCUUUUUUCUCUUUCCCAUUGCAUAUCAUCUCUGGUGUCCAUAACUCUUGGCGGCCAUCCGUCUCGACAUUAACACUGAUUUGUCCCAAUAAUAACUGUUCGCUAUUGAAACUGCAAUACCGGCCCAACGUUUUGACCAUUGAUUACAUCCAACCAUAACCACCAUUUGUCCAAAAACCCCAACACUUAUUGAUUUAUACAUUAAAUACAAAUAAAUCGAUUUAUUUGAACCUUUGGCCGAAUGCUGUUCUCACGGACUCUGACCUACCCAUGAAAAUAAAGUAUAAGUCAAGCGUAACUGUGCCCGACUGUCCUGGCCCUGAACGGGUUUUGUCGAUCGUCUCGAGUAUCGAAACUCUUGGAGAUAUACUCACAGAUGUCAUCGGAUAUAUCGAUGACCGCUCCAAUAAUAACAACACAACAGAACGGGACGUAGAGUUGCGUCUUCUGAUCCACACUUCACACGCCGGGGGUAUCAUUGGAAAGGGAGGCCAAAGGAUCAGGGAUUUAAGAGAUCAAACAAAGGCAGCGAUUAAAGUGUUUUCCCAGUGCUGUCCGAUGUCAACAGAGCGCAUAUGUGCAGUACAGGGGGGGCCCACUGUUGUCAUAUCUGCUAUUAAAAUAGUGUUAGACAUAAUACUUUCGUCGCCAAUCAAAGGACCCGUCAAACUAUACGAUCCCUACAAUUUCGAUGUUUACGGCGCCCCUGAAUAUGGGGGAUAUACCGACCCCUCGCCCACUAGUUUUCGUGGUCGGGGUCCUAAUAUGCCAUACGGUAGAGGGACCGGUGUUCGCAUGGGACGGAUGAAUGACAGGCGAGGUGGUGGUUGGCAACAAGAGCCGCCACCCCUCCCUCCUGUUCCCGAUGCAUGGGUCUCACGAAUGCCUUUUAAUGGACCGGCAGAUAGACGUCCACACAAUCAGAUGUAUUCGAGUCGUUGGCUUCCAUCGGAUAAUCCCCGGUCAGUUCCGCCGCCCACACAAUCGCCCCAAUCGGGCGCAGAGACGCCCUAUUGGUCUGAUGUCGCCGGUGCUAUCAUAGGAAAGGGCGGAAAUCGGAUAAGACUUGUGCGCCGGGACUCUGGCGCUGAUAUAGCUAUUGAUAGCGCUGUUGGUCCGGGCAAUGAGAGGAUGAUCACAGUGAAGGGCAACGCACAUCAGGUCCGAAUGGCCUGCUCUAUGAUCCACAAGAGGUUGGCUUUGAUAAUUGAAGUGAUGAUAUGGAACUGUUAG